GUGAAAAAUAUCAUGAACUCGAGAAAAGAAAAACGGUCUUAACUCGUGAACUGUAUUUUUCUUGGUCUGUAGCGCAGAUAAAGCCAGACCGUGACGAUAGGCAUGGGACCCAGGUGAAUAGUGAAAACCAUGGGAGGUGGUUUUAUUGACAAAAAGGGACCGACUAAAGAGAGAAGAAGGGUGAAGGAGGGAGGGGCAUGGUAGAAUUGAGAGAUGAGAAAAAGAAAGCAGGGACCGCACUCAAUGUCCUUACAAUGACGCAAUCUGACAACACACAAAAAGUUUACUCAGUACGCUUCUUUUUCAUGAUCUAUAAAUUAAACCCCCAAACCUUUCACUGUUUCAUUCCCAACACCAACAACAACAGCAACAACAUUAAGAACAUUUCUGUUCAUCUUUCAAUAGUACAUGUCUGUCUCUGACAACUUGAACCUGAUUAACCAAAUGGCAGAGGACGAGGAGUUCUCUGAAUCCGAGGUUGUUUUCUCUGACCACCAUGACAACAACAACAACCACAACCUUCCCAUUGCGGAGGUCGAAGACGAUGACGCCGAGGAGAGCAAGGAUUCUGAGGAGGAGAAGAAGGACUCUGUGGAGGAGAAGAAGAGGGCUGCGAGGGUGAGCUCGAUGCCGGUGAACAUUCCUCAGGCGAAGGUGCAGCGCUGGGAUUCAGAUGAGUCGGAGGAGAUGGAGCCGCCGCAUGUGAUCGUGGGGCGGAGGGUCGCCGGGAAAAUGGCAUUCUCUGUGUACACCGGGAACGGGAGGACUUUGAAGGGGAGGGACUUGAGGCGUGUCAGGAACUCCAUUCUGAGGUUGACUGGGUUUAUUGAAGCUUGACUGGUUCUGCACAUUGGUACUUCUAUGACAGCGUGUUUGGUUGAUCAGAAAAUUGGCAUGAAAGGGAAAGAGAAAUUGUCUUCCUUCCUUAGUUUCUCUUAGAUUAUUAUUGCUUUCUUUUCUAUUAGUUUUAAUUUUUGAGAUCUUUUUCUAGUCUCAUCAUCGAUAUGUAACAGAGAGAAAAUAUUAGAGAAACUGCAGAGAGAGCAUUUGAAGAUAGGAAAUGAAAUGAAUUUGAUUUGCCUUUUUAAUUGAAUUUAGUGUUUGAUUCA
Lotus japonicus is the source of this 1109-nucleotide messenger RNA. RefSeq names its product protein S40-1-like. The record is from RefSeq and is a predicted model, not a curated record. The transcript has a single exon. Bases 409 to 837 code for a protein of 142 amino acids. Lineage: Eukaryota; Viridiplantae; Streptophyta; Magnoliopsida; Fabales; Fabaceae.